Molecule: messenger RNA, 1701 nt
Organism: Leptosia nina
Lineage: Eukaryota; Metazoa; Arthropoda; Insecta; Lepidoptera; Pieridae
Source: the annotation of a GenBank genome assembly
AUGAUAAGGGGGAUAGAUCAUUUGCGAGACCCGAGGCUCAACAAGGGCCUUGCUUUUACUUUGGAGGAACGACAAGCGCUUGGUAUUCAGGGCUUAUUAGCUCCGCUGAUCAAAACACAGGAAGAACAACUAAACAUCUGUCGAAUAUCAUUGGAAAGAUACAAAUUCGAUUUGAAUAAAUAUUUGUAUUUAGUUGAAUUGCAGGAUACAAACGAGAAGUUGUUCUACAGUCUGAUCUCGCAAAAUGUCGAAAAAUAUUUGCCGAUUGUAUACACGCCUACAGUUGGUUUGGCUUGCCAAAAGUUUGGUCUCGUUUACAAGAGGGCUAGAGGACUUUUCAUUACUAUCAAUGACAGGGGACAUAUUUAUCAGAUUUUGAAGAAUUGGCCCGAACAAGACGUACGCGCAAUUGUCUUCACCGAUGGCGAGAGAAUUCUCGGUCUAGGUGACCUUGGUGCUUAUGGCAUGGGAAUUCCCGUGGGCAAAUUGGCAUUAUACACUGCAUUAGCGGGCAUCAAACCGCAUCAAUGUCUGCCGAUCACCUUGGAUGUAGGUACUGAGAAUCAGACUCUUCUAGAAGAUCCACUUUACAUUGGAUUGCGCCAGAGGAGGGUACGAGGCAAAGAUUACGAUGACUUCGUCAAUGAGUUCAUGGAAGCGUGCGUUAAAAGAUUCGGAGCGAAUAUUCUUCUUCAAUUUGAAGACUUUGCUUUAGCGAAUGCGACCCGUCUACUAGAGAAGUACCGGGACCUGUACUGCACUUUCAAUGACGAUAUCCAAGGAACAGCCAGCGUCGCAGUAGCCGGUCUACUGGCGACUGUUAGAAUAACUAAGAAAAAACUCACGGAAUACACUUAUAUGUUUCUGGGCGCUGGCUCGGCCGCUACGGGAAUCGCUAACCUAACGUGUGCGGCCAUGGUAGGAGAUGGAAUGCAGUUGAAGGAAGCGCAGAGCCGCGUAUAUCUUUUCGACAUAGAUGGUCUUCUGUCUUCUAAGAGGGAAAGUGGGUUACCAGACCACGCGAAACAAUUCGGCAAGGACGUGGAACCUGAGAAGAAUUUUGAAGCGUGCGUCGCGAAGUAUAAGCCGACGUGUCUGAUUGGAUGCUCAACAGUAAAGGGUGCAUUCAAUGAGAAAAUUCUAAAAUUAAUGGCACAGAAUACGGAGCGGCCGGUUAUCUUCGCUCUAUCGAACCCGACAAGUAAAGCAGAGUGCACGGCGCAAGAAGCAUACGAUCACACAGACGGUAAAUGUGUAUUUGCGUCUGGAUCUCCGUUUCCACCCGUCAAGUUUAAAGACAAGCAAUACCUUACGGGACAAGGGAACAAUUCCUAUAUAUUUCCCGGCCUAGCGCUGGGCGUAAUUGCUGUGCGCGCGCGCAUCAUACCUGAGAUUAUGUUCCUAAGUGCAGCUAGAACGCUGGCGAAUUUCGUAAGCGAAGAAGACUUAAACCUUGGUAGAAUAUAUCCCCCACUUUCUGAUAUUAGAAAAGUAUCGUAUUCCAUUGCAAUAGAACUGUGCAAAAUGGCGUAUGAUAAAGGCAUCGCAACAGUAUACCCAAAACCUCAGGACUUUAAGAAGUUCAUAGAAAGUCACAUUUAUAAUCUGGCUUACCACAAUUAUCUGCCCAACUUCUUCCACUAUCCAAAACCUCCAGAUAUAAAGGUGAAGUCAAUUGAAGAAGCUCACGGAGACACGUAA